Messenger RNA from Melitaea cinxia (Glanville fritillary), 2900 nucleotides. RefSeq lists its product as uncharacterized. The record is from RefSeq and is a predicted model, not a curated record. The transcript has 4 exons. Lineage: Eukaryota; Metazoa; Arthropoda; Insecta; Lepidoptera; Nymphalidae. The coding region runs from base 138 to 1724 and encodes 528 amino acids.
CAUCUGUUAGAAAUUUUUAUUUUUCAUUAUCUGUGACCGUUUGUUUUGAAUUUGAAGUUUUAUUAAUCUUAAGUCCGGUUUUUGCCAACUGUUUGAUUUUUGCAGAAAGCUACGUCAAUGUGAUAUAAUUUAAUAAAAUGAAUAAAAAUUGCGGUAGAAGACUCGCUGAUUUACAAGAUGAACACUACUGCGCAGGAAAUGUCACAGGGAAUUUCCGUCGCUCUUCUUCACUGCGGCUGCGCGGGGAAAAAAUGGUGCAGCGGUCGCCUUUAACAACUAGAAAAUAUAUACCAAUAAUCACGGAAAAUACAAACCAGAAACAACGAAGCGAUGGCUCUCGUCUUCCAGAGCCAAGCCAUCGCCCACGUAGUCAAUCUUUUAACUCAAACACACAAAACAAACCAAAGAAAUCCUGUUUGAAAAUACAAGAGCCCUGCAUGGACAGGAAUCUAAGCAUGACAGAUUCAGCCCAUACACCUCCAGGAUCUCCGGAAGAUCUGCCUGAUGAUGAAUCCCUCCACAGUUAUGGCAGUGCAGCUACUGCUGCCUCCAUUGAUGCUGGAUAUGCACCAUUUAAUGGUACGACUUUCAGUGGCAGAUCCAUGCGCUAUGUAUUGCAUUGUUCCUCACAUGCUGGUCUGGCAGGAGAAGAAUAUCUAACACCAACACAGCGUGCCCAAAAGCAAAUUCGUCGCCUUAAAAAUCUUUUAAGCCAAGCAAAAAAAGACUUGGAAAAGAAGGAUAGUGAAAUAUUCCAACUCACGAAAGAAGUUGUUGAACUACGUCUAUAUAAAGCUUCGAUAUUUUCACCAGAUGACAAGUCAAACAGUAGUGAGAUUGUAACAGUACGGGAAAACAACGAAGAACCAUCUAUUGAAGAUGACAGUAUUAAGUGUAAAGAGAGUCAUAGGUCUUAUGAUAUUAUUGAUAGUCCGUUAUUUAAAGGACAAACUCCUACCCGUUGUCGCAAUGAAAUGCAAGGAUCAUUCACCGAUUCAGGUCAUUUUGAUGAUCUAACAAACUCUUCCUUACACUCAAAAGAAUCAGUGCAUAUGUUGACUCAUGAUGCAUCAUGUAUGACUGAAAUAACAGAUAGUGAUGAAGAGCGUCGCAGUUUGAUAGCAUAUUAUGAAAAGAAAAUUGAAGACGUCAUGAGAACCCAUGUGGGUGAGACGCAAGAAAUGAAGACAAAUCAUAAUGAUAAAAUUGAAGCUCUGCUGCAGAAACUAGCAGAUGUUAAUACUCGUUACUGUGAACUGUUGCCAAACUAUGAACAAGCUAAAGAAAGAAUAUAUGUUUUGGAAAAACAGUUGGAGGAAGCGAGCAAGCAGUUACAAGACGAAGAAAGCAGACACCGUUCAAUUUACCUGCAAAUGUACAAUAAGGGACGAGAAGCAGCUAAAUAUGAGCUGGAUAAGAAUGGUGACCCAGAACCUAGUACAAGCCAAUUGAGCAGAGUUUCAGUAGAAGAACUGUUGGAACAACUGCAAAUUACUCAGACUGAGCUCGAGAAUGUCCGAGCAAUGUACCGUCGCAUUGUUGAAUCCCAGAAAGGUACCAAGAUGAAUGUAGAUCCAGAGGUGACACUACAGUUUUUAAAGUCGGCCAUUUAUUAUUUCCUAACCGACCCAGAGAACCAUCAAGGACAUUUAAAUGCCAUUGAGAACAUAUUAGGCUUCACGGAAGCUGAAAAGAAAAAUAUACGCAAAGCGAGAACAACAUAGACUGCUGCAGAUGUGUGAUAGUUAUAAAUAGAUAGUUAAUUGUUUGCCACUUAGAUAAUAUAUUAUUGCAUGUCCUCAGAGGCUAGUUAGAUGAUGCAUAUAUAAAAUUAAAUUGGCUGCACAUUGUUUUUUGUUACUCCUAACUAUAUUAUGCUAUUUAUAGUUCUUUUUUGUUGUGGUGGUAUAUUUUAUCAGAUUCAGAUUUGGCUAAGGAAGAUUAUAAUAUAAUAAGAUUUCGAAACGAAUUUAUUAUUUAGCAACUGUUUGUGAUUCUAUAGUUCUAAGCGCCAAAGAGAAGAAUUCCUUUAUUUUGAUUGUACUAUUUUGACCUUUGUUCAUAAGUGUACAGUGAAGGCUAUUAAUAUUGACAAUUAUUUUAAGUGUUACAAUGUCUCUAUGAUUUUCUUUAUUUGGUUUUUUCUUUUACCUUUGUUCUUGUUAUCCUGCAUGUAUUACUUUAUACUAUAAUUUUACGUUUUAUUAUUUAUUUUAAAAAUAUUUACAAGUUGCCACUUUUAAAAGAAAUGCGCAUAGAAGGUUAAUUUUAUGAAUUUAAUGCAUUAGAACAUUAUUUGAAAUAUCAACCGUCCUGACAUUGCAUUGCGAUAAAAUUAAUCUUUUACAGCCAGAGCUCUGAUAAUAAUUAAUUUAUAUCAGUUUGUCAACUUUUCUUGCCCACUUAAAAGCUACGUCUGUGAUUAGUAUAUUUAUUAAAUUUAUUAUUGAAUAAAAAAAAAUCUUAUUUAUCGCUAUUCCAUCCUAACAUAUGACAAUAUUUUGUUAAAAUCAUACAUAAUACUCUUUUCAAUUUGAAAUACACAGAAAUGUACUUACUGAAUGUAAUUUAAAUAACAUAUUUUAAAGUAUAUGUAGAAGAGUUAAUGUGUAGUUGUUUAGUAUGGCUAGUAGCAAAGCUAUUUACUUAAGCAAUUUAUCACAUUCAGAGGCACGAUUUGCUAAACUUAUAUUUAUUUUGUCUUUUCUGAGCAUGUCAAAUUGACAAGAUUUAAGUAACCAAUUUAGUGGGGUGGAUAUUUGUGAUUUUGCAUUCUUUACUGCAUAAUUUUAAAUAUCUUAUAUACCUGGUAACCGUAUAGGUACUUUAAGUAUAAGAAUAAAUUGUGACAUUUUCACUGACAGCUAUAAUUCUUUGUUUGAAAUAAACAAGUGAAUGCA